This is a messenger RNA of Myripristis murdjan (pinecone soldierfish), 1029 nucleotides long. It is a transcript of the gene pla2g12b, whose product is annotated as phospholipase A2, group XIIB. Gene Ontology annotation, molecular function: calcium ion binding; A2-type glycerophospholipase activity. The record is from RefSeq and is a predicted model, not a curated record. Gene Ontology annotation, cellular component: extracellular region. The transcript is spliced from 4 exons. Bases 1 to 1029 code for a protein of 342 amino acids. NCBI's taxonomy places the organism in Eukaryota, Metazoa, Chordata, Actinopteri, Holocentriformes, Holocentridae. Gene Ontology annotation, biological process: triglyceride homeostasis; cholesterol homeostasis; lipid catabolic process.
AUGCUGCUCAGCACUGUGGUCUUGCUCCUCCUCUGCCUGUCCUCAGGAAUGGGUGCCACUUUGGGGCACUUCCAAACUCAAGCAAAAGAGGAGGAGGCCAUCCCUACUGUGGAUAUUGCUGCUGCUGUUGAACCACAGGAAACCACAGUUGCUGAUGCUCAUGAAGCUGGGGAUUUUGUUGUAGACAAACCCAUGUCUGAUGAGCCUGUAGCUGAAGAGCAAAAUACCCAAAUUGUAGAUGCACCAGCAGCUGAAGAACCUGUUGCGGACACCCUUAUUUCUAAUGAAGCAGCAACUAAAAGGUCUGCAGCUGAUAACCUGGCAGCUGAGGAACCUGACAUGGAUGGCCCAGUAGCAGAUGCUGCUGCAGCAGAAGAGCCAGGGACACAUGCUGACAUGCUUGUUGCAGAUGCCCCUGCUAAAGAGGCCCUUACUGGUGAAGCUCUGGCCCAGGAUGGACCUGCUGAGGAGAAGGGGAACGAGAUUACAGCAGUCCAAACAGAGCAGUCUCUCAGCAGAGCCUUGGUCCAGGAGGAUUCAGGUUCUGGCCUCAACUCAAUCAGAGGCAGUUUCCAAGCUAUCAGCGGAUACUUUGACUCUUUGGUGGAGCUGGUUGGAGGGCGCAAUGGUGUUUGCCAGUACCGCUGUAAAUAUGAGAAAGUUCCUGAACCUCGCCCCGGCUACCAGAUCCCAGAGCCUAAUGGCUGCAGCUCGUCUCUAGUGGGAUUCCAGGUAGAUGGAGCUUUUGACCUGGGGAUCCCUGCCAUGACCAAGUGCUGUGAUCAGCUCGAUGUGUGCUAUGACACCUGUGGCACGAGCAAGUCCAGCUGUGACUCCAACUUUCGCUGGUGCCUGCACGGCAUCUGCUCUGAACUCAAGAAGAGUCUGGGCUUUGUGUCGAAGGUCCAAGCCUGUGAGUCAGUGGCUGAUGCCUUAUACAACACAGUGUCAACGCUUGGCUGCAGGCCCUACAUGAACAGCCAGAGGGCAGCGUGCAUCUGUGAGGGAGAAGUAAAGGAUGAACUGUGA